Messenger RNA from Harpia harpyja (harpy eagle), 2706 nucleotides. RefSeq names its product tyrosine 3-monooxygenase/tryptophan 5-monooxygenase activation protein beta (gene YWHAB). The record is from RefSeq and is a predicted model, not a curated record. Gene Ontology annotation, biological process: signal transduction. NCBI's taxonomy places the organism in Eukaryota, Metazoa, Chordata, Aves, Accipitriformes, Accipitridae. Gene Ontology annotation, cellular component: cytoplasm. The transcript has 6 exons. Bases 142 to 876 code for a protein of 244 amino acids.
AGGGGCGUGUCCGCGGCGCCGGAAGCGGGGCCGCAGCGCCGCAGGGUGUGUGUGCGUGCGCCGAGCAGCGGCCGCCGCGCUCCCAGUCGCCUCGCCCGCCGGGAUCCAGGCCGCGGUGCCGCCGCCCCCGCCAGGAGAGCCAUGGAUAAAAGUGAGUUGGUACAGAAAGCCAAACUGGCUGAACAGGCUGAGCGUUACGAUGACAUGGCUGCUGCUAUGAAGGCUGUCACUGAGCAAGGACAUGAACUGUCCAAUGAAGAAAGGAAUCUACUCUCAGUUGCCUACAAGAAUGUGGUUGGUGCCCGUCGCUCGUCCUGGCGUGUAAUUUCCAGCAUUGAACAGAAAACAGAGAGGAAUGAGAAGAAACAGCAGAUGGGAAGAGAAUAUCGUGAGAAAAUCGAGGCUGAAUUGCAGGAUAUCUGCAAUGAUGUUCUGGAACUCCUGGAUAAAUACCUUAUUGUCAAUGCCACACAGCCAGAAAGCAAGGUCUUCUAUUUGAAAAUGAAAGGUGAUUACUACAGAUACCUCUCAGAGGUGGCAUCUGGGGACAAUAAGCAAACAACAGUAGCAAACUCUCAGCAAGCUUACCAGGAGGCAUUUGAAAUUAGCAAGAAAGAGAUGCAGCCAACACACCCCAUUCGACUUGGUUUGGCUCUAAAUUUCUCUGUCUUCUACUAUGAGAUACUAAAUUCUCCUGAAAAAGCCUGUAAUCUGGCAAAGACGGCAUUUGAUGAAGCGAUAGCAGAGCUGGACACGCUGAAUGAAGAGUCUUACAAAGACAGCACUCUGAUCAUGCAGCUGCUUAGGGACAACCUCACUCUAUGGACGUCGGAAAACCAGGGAGAUGAAGGGGAUGCUGGGGAGGGAGAGAACUAAUGGCUGUCACGCUUCACUAUAUGUUCAAUGUCACCCUGUAUCCUACACAUAUAUCCCUUUGUGCGACAAGCAAAAAGAAUAGUACAUCGACUUUCACAACCUCAACGUAGCAAAAACUGUCUGUGGGGUAAAAACGGUUGGUUGGUGUUUUGUGUACUUAAAGCGGAGGUCGGUUAUUAUAAUGGCAUUCCGAACUUUCCUAUUAUGAACAUUUACAGUUAUGAUUACCGUGUUUAUAUUUUUAACUGAACACUGUGAUUAUGGGUUUUGUGAUUGCAAUUGACUUUACAAAACUCUUAUUGGUAGAAGAGUAGACAUCAAUUAUGUAACUCUGGCGAGCUUAAUUUGGCACCAAAAUAGUCGAAGUACAAUUCUGUUGUAAAGUUGUACAGAAAGUUAUAGAGAUUCUAUUGUGACACUGGGGCAUGGAAGGAAAACAGUCUGAUGUAUGGCAUUCCAGUUAGUAACACUGCUAUGAAUUAGUUUAACAGGCACACUCUGUAGACAUUUGUAACUAAGUCUGAGGCACCGCUUUCAGUCAGAAGCUCACUUUGUCAAUCCUAUCUUUCUGUGGAUGGGGUUUGUUUUGGGGAGGAGGGUGAUGGGGGAGUUAGCAGCUUGAUUUCCAAACUCUUUACACUGGCAGAUAACUGGGAUUUGACUUCUAAAAGUGCUUUCAUGCUCAUACGACAUGCAUGACUAAGCCCCUUCCCACAGCAAUAACUUACUUAAUUAUACCUUAGAUAUUCUUCAGUAGUGAGAAUUCUUGGUUCACUACCAUGGACUUGCAAUAGGAGAAGCUUCAAUUUUUUGAAUGGCCUUAUUAGUUUGGAUGAUACCAUGAAGUGAUCUACCACUUUUGCAUUACUUUACUCUUAGGUGAGUUGAAAUCUCCAUGGUAUUCCCAUUUGGAAUUUAUCCUGAAAACUUUUUAAGUAAUCCACUGAGCCAUCUUUAAGUUCACUUUACAGAAAUUUUUCUCCCAUUGGACUCUGUUCAUCCUUGACCCUCUCACCUGUUUAAACUCCAUUAAAGCAAUUUUGGACUCCCACAUAUGCAUCAUCCUUUCUUUGAUUAUGGGUGAUGUCAGGAUGCUGGGUGAGACCUGAGCCUGCUGGAGGACAGGUUUCUUUCUUGGAUAUUUGAGAGCUGCCGGUGCUGUUGCAGUCUUCAGCUCUUGUCUGCCAUUUUUUGGUAGUACCAGGAUCUGGCUCAAAUAUUCAGGAUUUCCCGUUUAUUGUACUGGAAUGCAGACCUACACAUUUGUAAUGCUUGUAAUAUUUGAGCUCCAAACGUCCUCACCUAGUUAUGUUUCAAACAUGUCCCAUUAAAUAAAACCUAAUAAGAGUUGCGUGAAUAAUGCAGUGGAAAAGAUUAGGAAUAGUCACCUAUCAGUCUCGCGGUAUCAUCCCCCUACCUUCACAUUCCACUUAGGUAUAGGAUCCAUCUGUUUGUCUGUCCAUCUGUCUGCUGAAGAGAAUUUCAUGCACUGAUUUUAAAACUCCCCUCUACUAGCUGAACAAAUUGUGCAGUUAAUACUUGGCGCUUGAUAAAUGCAGUAGUGAAUGUGGAACCGAGCCUGUCUGUAUAUCUGGUAGCUCUUUUCGCUUUGUUUUUACUGACCAGUAUUCUGCCUAAAGUUUGCUUCUGUGACGGUUAUAUUGCCUAGCACACACGUGGUUGUGAGAAUAGUAUAGCAAAAAGAAAUACCUGGUUAUUGAUGUACUAGAUUUGUGUAUGUCUUUUAAACAGUUCUAGUUUCACCUUACACAAAAUAAUCAGGAAAGUGUAAAAGAAUACAAAAAUGAAUAAUAAAAAAAAAUUUUAUCA